GCCAUGGAUAACAAAAAGAGUAACAGAAAUCCUUGGAUUUGAAGAUGAUGUAGUAAUUGAAUUUAUAUUCAACCAGUUGGAAGUGAAGGCCUGAACCAAAAUGGAAGUUAUUCCUUGCGUCUGAAGUAUAGCACCAUCACCUUAUUAGGUCACAGCAGAGUGAGUGUCCAAUGUCGCUCUGACCAACUCCCUUGAUGAUGCAGUGUGUGUUUGGAGGUGAGUUGUGUAAAGUGGCCGAACCAAAGACAGACAAAGCAUCCAGCAGAGAGCAAUUGGGCAAAGCUUUACACUGCUCUUGAAAUUGUUGUGAAGUAGAUUAGGUUUAAAUAUAAGAGCAUUGAGGUGCAGUUCUAAAAUUGGUAAGAGACUUUCAGGGGAGAAUUUGCAUUGUUAAGAUCAGCUUGUUAAAAAAAUGGCUGUCUUCAGUUGGGGAGGGGGCUAAUAUUCUUCAGAAAGAUGUAAAACCAUCCUUCAGAUUGAUAUAGAAGGAAAGGUUAAUUAAAGCUGUGAUCCAUCUCCCACUGAAAUCAAUGGCAAAAAAACCCCACCCCAUUUGGCAAUGAUGGAGCUAGAUUGCACCAUUGGAAUUAAGUUGAUUAUUUACCAGUAUUACAGCAUGAACUGCAUAAAUAGCUGAGUUCAUGAUAGUAGAUUCUCAUUUAUUUUACACAGUCUGACACUGCAUCCCAAGACACAGUGAAGUGUUUACUCUGAACUAUUGGCAAAAAAAAAUGCUUUUUGUGCUAAUAUACUUUAUGCUCAAUCUUCCUUCCAAAGAGUUCAUCUGUAUGAUUUGACUGAACAGUUGACAUUUCAACUGAGAAAGGUAUUGCUGUUUAAAAGGGGGAAAAGGUUAUGCUGUAUUUGAACGUAAGAUUCUAUUUUUUUUUAACCAAUGUUAUUUGAAACUUAAAUGUUUGCAUAGAAAUCAAGCUGGGGAAGUAAGCUUUUGAGGGAUCAACUGAAUAGAGUUUGUACUAGGAAGUACCUUGCUAACAUGUAGUACUAUAAUAAAACCAAAAUAAGCAUUUUUUAAAUUCCCCUUCAUAGAAAGCAUGAUUUAAAACUUAAAGAACUUUUAAAAACAAUCUUUUUUUCUUUUUUGUGGUUGUGUACUCAUUAUUGCUUGUUCGUCUUUUGCAAUUUAGAUAAAUGAUAUAACAUUAAACUCAAGUGGUUGAGUUGCAGUAGGGAGUCGGAAGCAAGCCAAGGGAACAUCUUUCUCUACAGGGGACUUGGCGAUUCCAAAACCCCCCCAAAGUUCAAGAAGAAACUGAAGACACCUGGAAUCUGUACUUGCUUUGUGCUGUUGAGCUGUGCUUGUUAUAUGGACCUUGUUGCUUUGAACAACAAUGUUAGAAUUUAAGUGCCCACAUGUACUGUGAGCCGCUCGACCUCUUAAUCCUUUGUGGGCAUUACAUAACUGUAAAAAAAAUCCCAAUAUGGCAGCUUUCAUUCCAUAAACUAGUUAGUGGAGGCUUAGUCUAGUUUGCUGAUGAAAGUAAACAAAUGCAUGCAUAAAUUCUUGUUCAGUUUUCACAGCAGGACUUUCCAGGUACAUUGUAGUUUGAUAAAUUCUGUAAUGUUAAGUAAAUGUGCAUCUUCUGUCCAUUGUACGGAUUAUGGUAGCAGCAGAACCAAAAGCAGCUGAACCAAAGUACAUUGAAGAGUGCUUAGAUAACUACAAAACAUUAUAGAAGCAUCAUAACAGUUGAUAUGCUAAAUUUUUGGCCCUCAGUUAUAGCAGCUGCACAGACCAAAAUACUUAUGAAAUCCACAAAGGAUUAACAGGCCACUCUGAAUGUAAUGGCAAGGUGAGAGAAUUGGUAAUCCGUUAGGCCUUGUAUUACUGAGCAAGCUAUUGUAGAGAGUUUUUAAAAACUAGUAAUGAGCAUAACAUACUCUAGUCUCAUGAUAGGCGAUUAAGUCAAAAUUAAAAUGAGUUUAUCUGGGUUUGUUUUUUCAAAUAACCUGUAUUUCUUCCUGUCAUAUAUCUCUUUGCAGAAUCCAGAUUCCAAAAUGAUGCAAAUCAACCUGACUGGAUUCUUGAAUGGGAAAAAUGCUAGAGAGUUCAUGGGAGAGCUGUGGCCAUUACUGCUAAGUGCGCAAGAAAACAUUGCGGGUAUUCCAUCUGCUUUCCUGGAGCUGAAGAAAGAAGAAAUAAAACAGAGACAGAUUGAACAGGAAAAAUUGGCUUCCAUGAAGAAACAAGAUGAAGACAAAGAUAAGAGAGACAAAGAAGAUAAAGAAAACAGGGAAAAAAGGGACCGUUCCAGAAGCCCUAGAAGGCGCAAAUCAAGAUCUCCUUCCCCUCGAAGGCGCUCCUCCCCUGUGAGGAAAGAGAGGAAACGCAGCCAUUCCCGCUCCCCCCACCAUAAAACUAAGAGUCGUAGUGUUACUCCUGCACCAGAAAAGAAAGAAGAGACACCUGAGCCAGAGCCUUCAAUCAAAGUAAAGGAAACAUUGAUCCAGGAGGCAACAUCUACCAGUGAUAUCUUGAAAGUACCUAAAAUUGAGCCUGUGCCAGAUACUAAGGAAACAUCUCCAGAAAGAGUUUCAAAGAAGGAGAAAGAGAAAGAAAAAGAAAAGAAUCGUCAGAGGUCUCCAUCCCGAUCCAAGUCAAGGUCAAAAUCUCGUUCACGUUCUCAGUCUCAUUCAAGACCAAGAAGGCGUCAUAGAUCACGAUCCAGGUCUUACUCACCAAGGAGACGGCCCAGUCCAAGACGACGCCCUUCUCCUCGAAGAAGAUCUCCUCCAAGACGUAUUCCACCUCCACCCAGGCACAGAAGAAGUAGAUCUCCUGUGAGGCGGAGGAGGAGGUCAUCAGCAUCUUUGUCAGGAAGCAGUUCCUCUUCUUCCUCUUCACGUUCACGAUCUCCACCAAAAAAGCCACCCAAGAGAGUUGUAUCCAGCCCUCCUCGCAAAACACGUAGACUGUCUCCUUCUGCAAGUCCUCCUAGGCGCAGACACCGGCCAUCCCCGCCACCGAGUCCACCUCCAAAGCCACGCAGAUCUCCAACCCCUCAACCGCCGAUUCGCAUCAGAAAGACCCGAGGCUCCGUUUCUCCAAGCAGAACCUCAGCACCCAAACGUAAAAGUAUUGAAAAAAGGGAAUCUCCCUCACCAGCACCAAAGCCUAGAAAAGUGGAACUCUCAGAGUCAGAAGAUGACAAGGGUGGCAAAAUGGCAGCUGCAGAUUCUGUGCAACAAAGACGACAGUACAGAAGGCAGAAUCAGCAGUCAUCAUCAGAUUCUGGUUCAUCCUCUUCCUCUGAAGAGGAACGGCCGAAAAAGUCAAACGUAAAGAAUGGUGAAGUGGGCAGGCGCAGGCGACACUCUCAUUCCCGCAGCCCAUCUCCCUCUCCACGAAAAUGGCAGAAAGAUUCUUCCCCUCGGAUGCAGAUGGGAAAGAGGUGGCAGUCGCCAAUUGUUAAAAGUAGGAGGAGGCGAAGUCCCUCACCACCACCAGCCAGAAGACGGCGUUCUCCUUCUCCUGCCCCACCUCCAAGGCGGCGCCGGUCACCUUCAUUACCACGUCGAAGGUCUCCAUCACCACCACCUCGCCGUCACUCUCCCACACCCAGGAGAUACUCUCCUCCAAUACAAAGGAGAUACUCCCCUUCACCACCACCAAAGCGAAGAACAGCGUCUCCCCCGCCCAAACGAAGGGCAUCUCCUUCUCCACAGCCGAAGCUCAGAGUCUCCCGCUCUCCACCCCCCAAACAAAGAAGCUCUCCACCUCCCAAGAGACGGUCUCCAUCCAUAUCUUCCAAGCAUAGGAAAGGAUCCCCUCCCAGCAGGUCUAACCGGGAAGCCCGCUCUCCACUGCAGAACAAACGACAUUCACCGUCCCCACGGCCCAGGCCUUCCCGUCCCUCUGCAAGUCCCCCACCACUACGCAGGGGGCCUUCACCUUCACCUCCACGGCGGCUGUCUCCAUCUCCAAGUACCAGGCCCAUUAGGAGAGUGUCAAGGACCCCAGAGCCCAAGAAGUCGAAAAAGGCUUCCACACCAAGUCCACAUUCUGCAAGAAGGGGAUCUUCAUCCAGGUCUGUGUCAGGAUCACCGCAGCCACCCCCCAAGAAACAUCAGCCCCCUCCGUCUCCUGCUCGAUCUCAGUCACCCUCUGCUCACUGGUCUCCAGCACCUGCAAAGAAGGCGAAGAGUCCUACACCAAGUCCAUCACCUGUCAGGAACUCUGAUCAGGAAGGCAGUGGCAAGAAGAAGAAGAAGAAGAAGGAUAAGAAGCAUAAAAAGGAUAAAAAGCACAAGAAACACAAAAAGCAUAAGAAGGAGAAAGCUGCAGUAGCAGCUGCAAUGUCUGCAUUUACCGCGCCAGCACCAGAAAACCAAGAGAAAAAUGUAGAUCCCAAAAAGGAGACUGAGAGCGAAGCAGAAGAUAACCUGGAUGAUUUGGAAAAACAUCUGCGUGAGAAAGCCCUGAGGUCGAUGAGGAAGGCACAAGCAUCUCCGCCCUCUUAGGCUGAAGCAGGCGUUUGAUCUAAUGUACAUUGUAUUUGGUUUGUACUCAGACUUCAAUUUCAAAAUUGCUAAAUGUGUUUGAGCUUUAGACUUUAACAUUGGUUGUAAUAAUUGCUUAGGUUGAAGUUCACCAUGUUUAAAAGAAAAAGAAGGGCAUGGUUCUUCAUUACAAAAAGGCAUUCACAGUGUACUAGUGACAUCCUUUGACAGUUGACAUCUAUUUCACUAUAAUUUUUUUAUGCAGUGUUUCUCCCCGUUCCCCCAGACAAACUCUUCAGUUUCUUGGAUUGCCACCAGGGAAAUUUCCUAAGCAUUUGCAAUCUGACUUCCUGACAUAGGCCAUUUUGGUCUUGUACACAGUACAAAGGCAAACCACUAUUCAUGCAUUUUUAAAAAAUCUAGCAAGAACAGUUGUGAAUACCCAGAUUUCUCUGUAGUUGCCUGCAUUGUCUCUGCUGAAGACCAAGGUUAAAGUUUUGAGAUGGUACCUACUUAAGCCUGAACACAGUGAGUUCACACUAGUGCAACAGGUUCAUUUAGAACACUGGAAUUUCAUUUGUACCUUACUUCUCCUCUCCCCUUUUUAAAAGCAUUUCCCAUGAUCACCAGUCUCAGCAAAGUUUUGCAUACAAUUUUGUUCUGUGAAAUGUUGUUGUUGCCCCAAAUCAUAGUUUUCUUUCCCCCUCUCCUUGUCUUGUUGUGGUCCUUCAGAAUAGUGUGUAACUUUCAGAGCUGUGAUCUCUCAAAGUCAGAAGGACCUGAACUUUGGAUAUUGUCAUGUCCUCUCUGGGGUUUUUUGUUUUUGUUUUUUUAAAAACGAAAGCUAUUAUAAAGCUUGUGGAUUAAACAAAUAAAUUUCUAAAUUUAA
This is a messenger RNA of Eublepharis macularius, 5350 nucleotides long. RefSeq names its product serine and arginine repetitive matrix 1 (gene SRRM1). The transcript has 16 exons. Bases 1939 to 4482 code for a protein of 847 amino acids. The record is from RefSeq and is a predicted model, not a curated record. Gene Ontology annotation, molecular function: RNA binding. Gene Ontology annotation, biological process: mRNA processing; regulation of mRNA splicing, via spliceosome. Gene Ontology annotation, cellular component: spliceosomal complex. Lineage: Eukaryota; Metazoa; Chordata; Lepidosauria; Squamata; Eublepharidae.